This is a messenger RNA of Thelazia callipaeda (thelaziosis nematode), 927 nucleotides long. The record is from the annotation of a GenBank genome assembly. NCBI's taxonomy places the organism in Eukaryota, Metazoa, Nematoda, Chromadorea, Rhabditida, Thelaziidae.
AUGAAAAUAAGCGUCGCAAAAUAUUUUGAAGAUUUGUUAAAUAAUGACGUAGAUCAGAAAUCAACAGGGCAAGCAGCUAUUGAAACAUUAAUGAGGUGCAUUGAGACGUCAAAGGCAACAACAGUAAAUGAAUUAACAGAUGAGCUGAAACGAGCAGUAACUUCCAUGUCAUCCACUGACCACAGUAUUGCAUCAAUUAAGAGUGCUAGCGAAUUAUUUUUAAGGUUUAUAUCGCUUGCUACAUAUGAAGAAAAUAUACAGGAGUUUUCUUUUCUAAUAAACAAGUACAAAGAGCGUGGGAUUAUGUUUAUCAAACAAGUGGGAAUGAGUAAAAUGCUAAUAGCACGCUCUGCUAAACCUUUUAUUGAAAAUAAAAAACACAUACUAACCCAUGCCUUCAGUAAGACUGUUCUGGCAGUAUUGAUGUGUGCUAAAAAAGACGGUAUAGAUGCACACAUUUUUGUUACUGAAUCUUGUCCAAACCAAGCAGGUUAUGCCAUGGUUAAAGCGCUGAAGGAGUGUGGAAUCCAGUGUACACUGAUAUUAGACUCUGCAGUUGGGUACAUUAUGGAAACAGUCGAUUUAGUAAUAGUUGGCGCGGAAGGUGUCAUGGAAACAGGUGGCAUAAUAAACAAAAUUGGAACAAAUCCAAUUGCCGUAUGUGCAAAAGCAAGCAAAAAGCCAUUCUUUGUUAUGGCUGAGAGCAUCAAAUUUGUAAAGGAAUAUCCAUUAACUCAGAACGAUAUACCUAUAGAAUUUAAGUAUGCAGCAUCAACCUUGAAAAACCAUGAAAUUGAUAAAGACUUUUCAAGUGAGCAUCCCUUAGUUGAUUAUACGCCGCCACAAUAUAUCAAACUUCUGUUCACGGAUCUAGGGAUUUUGACGCCUGCAGCUGUUGGUGAUGAACUUAUGAAAUUAUAUGUUUGA